UCCUUUUGAUGAAUUAUUUCAUCACCACUCUCUUCACCUCUCUCUCUCAUCACACACUCAUAUACAUCUUCACACACAGUUCCAAAAUCCCUAGAAAACCAAAAAAACCCUCUUCUUCAUUCUCUCUCUCUACCUCUCUCACAAACACUUCAACCACAUUUUCCAUUUCCAUUUCUCUUAGAUCUCACAACAAAGCUAUAAACUUUCCCAAAACCACACUUGAAAAAUCAAUUAAGUGUUAAACAAAAAAAACACACACAUACACAUUUCAACAAUCUACAUUCACUAGUGUUCAUUUGUUUUUCAGAUGCCUCAUGUGAGAUGAGGAAAAAAGGUUAUCAUUCGAAUCCGUCGUGUGUUGUUGUUCUUUUUUCAUUCUUCUUAGGUUUAACACUACUCUCUACCUUAAGUGUUGUUUCAUCGUAUCAUGUCUCAGAUGGGUCCCUCACAGAAAAUGAAGCGAUGUACAUCAAACAUCGCCAACUUCUUUACUAUAGAGACCAAUUUUGUGAUAGAGGUGAAAAUGUUACGGUGGAUCCGAACCUAGUUUUUCAAAACAACCGCAUCAAAAACGCUUACGUGGCGUUACAAGCUUGGAAACACGCUAUUCUUUCUGAUCCACGAAACUGCACCGUUGAUUGGGUUGGUUCCAAUGUGUGCAACUACACAAAUGUUUACUGUGCACCCGCGUUGGAUAACCCUAAGAUCCAAACCGUUGCCGGAAUCGACCUUAAUCAUUGUGACAUUGCCGGAUACCUACCGGAGGAGCUUGGUCUUUUGACUGACCUUGCGCUUUUCCAUGUCAACAGUAACAGAUUCUGUGGAACUGUUCCUCAUAAAUUUGAAAAUCUGAAAAUCUUGUUCGAGUUGGAUCUGAGUAAUAACCGUUUUGCCGGAAAGUUUCCGGAAGUUGUUCUCCGGUUACCGGAGUUGAAAUUUUUAGAUCUGAGGUUUAAUGAAUUUGAAGGAACGGUUCCGAAGGCGCUUUUUGAUAAAGAUUUGGACGCGAUUUUCAUCAAUCAUAACAGAUUCGUUUUCGAUUUACCGGAUAAUUUCGGUAAUUCCCCGGUUUCGGUUAUUGUUCUUGCGAAUAACCGUUUUCAUGGAUGUUUUCCGGCGGGUUUCGGAAACAUGACGAAUUUGAAUGAAAUUAUUUUGAUGAAUAAUGGUUUUCAAUCGUGUUUGCCGGAUGAAAUAGGGCUUUUGAAGAAUUUGACGGUGUUUGAUGUUAGUUUCAACAAGUUUUUGGGACCGUUGCCGGAGGCGAUUGGAGGAGCAGUGAGUUUGGAACAGUUGAAUGUGGCGCAUAAUUAUCUUUCCGGUAAGAUACCGGAGAGUAUUUGUAAGUUGCCGAAUUUGAAGAACUUCACUUAUAGUUAUAACUUCUUUACCGGUGAACCACCGAGUUGUUUGGCGGUUCCGGCAUUUGAUGAUAAACAAAACUGUUUGCCGGCGAGACCGAAACAACGGUCGGAGAAGUUAUGUAAGUCGUUUUUGUCUCAUCAUAUUGAUUGUAAUUCUUUUAGAUGUAAAGCUUUUGUUCCUUCGUUACCUUCACCGCCUCCUUCACCGGUAUUUUUGCCACCACCAUCGCCAGUGCUUUCUCCUCCACCACCGGUGUUAUCUCCACCUCCGCCACAAUUCUCAUCACCUCCACCUCCGCCACCGGUUUAUUCACCACCGCCACCUCCUCCUUCACCGCCACCACCUUCACCGCCGCCACCACCUCCUCCAGUGUAUUCACCACCUCCUCCACCACCAUCACCGCCACCACCUUCUCCACCACCACCACCUCCACCGGUAUACUCUCCACCACCACCUCCACCAGUGUACUCUCCACCACCGCCACCACCAGCGUACUCUCCACCACCUCCACCACCGCCACCACCAGCGUACUCUCCACCACCUCCACCUCCAGUGUACUCUCCACCACCACCACCACCAUCACCGCCACCUCCAGUUUAUUUGCCACCUCCAUCACCACCACCACCAUCACCAAUAUAUUGUGUUAGUUCUCCGCCACCUCCACCACCAAAUUCACCACCUCCUCCGGCUCCUGUAUUCUCACCACCACCACCUGUACCUUACUACUAUAGCUCACCACCUCCACCGUCACCUCAGUCGCCUCCACCACCACCUCAUUCGCCGCCACCACCACCUCACUCUCCUCCCCCACCUUAUCCCUAUUUAUCACCACCACCACCUCCUCCAGUUCACUCACCUCCACCACCAGUCCAGUCCCCACCACCACCAUCUCCACCACCUUGUAUAGAACCUCCUCCACCUCCACCACCACCUUGUGAAGAACAUUCACCACCACCACCGUCGCCAUCACCCCCACCACCACCACCACACCAAACACCUUAUCACCCACCACCAUCUCCAUCACCACCACCAGUAUAUUCAUCACCACCGCCAGCACCAGUCUAUUCACCACCACCACCACCAAUUCAAUACAAUUCACCACCACCACCACCACCUACUCCUGUAUAUGAAGGGCCAUUGCCACCUGUUGUUGGAAUCUCAUAUGCAUCACCACCACCACCACCCUUUUAUUGAUUCUUUUGAGAACUUCUCCUCUUACUCUUUUUCCCUCUCUACCAAACCUUAAAACACAUUCCAAAAAGUUCACAUUUUUAUCAAUCAAUUCAGUCAUGCAUGCAUACAAUUGCGACUCUCAUCGCAUGUUUAGAAGCGAAAACAAAAUCAAACUACAAUAAACCAAGAGAGAAAACCUUGAAGUAGGGUUUUUUGUGUCAAAAAUCAGCUUAAUUAGUCUUUGUUUAUGGGUCAAUAGAAAAAUGAGGUUAUGGUGGAAUUGAAAGAUGAGGUAAGAGGAGAAUGUCUCUAUCCCAUAUUGAUUUGAAUUGUUAUGGAUAUUCAAGUUGUGUAAUAAAAAUGGCUGAGAUAAGAAGAGUAGGUUGCAGAGAAAAACAUGUAUGUAUGGAGAUGAAUGAAUUGGAGACCAUGACACCAUAAUUCAAGGCCUGCAAAGAUCAGUGAGUGGCAAUUUCUGAUGCUGCUAAUACUGUUAUUGUUUGUGGAGUUUUAAUUGUUAUUGUCUCUCUUAUAUCAUACUUUUUUUUUUUUUUACUUAUUUUUUAUUUUUGUUUCUUUUGCAUUGCAAUUUAUAGUAUAAUUUAUGAACAUUUUACAUGUAUUGAUUUUCUGAAUUGAGGUAAUUCCUUUCUCUUAUAAGUGUCUCAAAUAUUUGUCUCUGCUAUUAGAAUCUUCUGUAUGCUGUA
Molecule: messenger RNA, 3245 nt
Organism: Cicer arietinum (chickpea)
Lineage: Eukaryota; Viridiplantae; Streptophyta; Magnoliopsida; Fabales; Fabaceae
Product: leucine-rich repeat extensin-like protein 4
Molecular function (GO): protein binding
Source: RefSeq, a predicted model, not a curated record